Triticum dicoccoides is the source of this 1329-nucleotide messenger RNA. RefSeq lists its product as uncharacterized. The record is from RefSeq and is a predicted model, not a curated record. The coding region runs from base 38 to 880 and encodes 280 amino acids. The transcript has 2 exons. NCBI's taxonomy places the organism in Eukaryota, Viridiplantae, Streptophyta, Magnoliopsida, Poales, Poaceae.
CCCCCUCGACUGCCGCCACGGCCGCGUCCUCGUCCGCAUGUUCCAUGGCCCGGCUGUGGAUCUCCUUGUCUGGGACCCCGUCAACGGCGACCGCCACGUGGUGCCCAAUCCGGACAUCAACGUAUUGAUCUACACCGCCGCCGUGUUCUGCGCCGCCGCCGGCUGCGACCAUCUCAACUGCCACGGCGGCCCCUUCCGCGUGGUCUUCCUGGCCACUGAUGACCACGAGGAAGUCGUCAAGGCGAGUGUGUACUCAUCUGUGACAGGUGCCUGGAGUGAGCCGGUAUCUCUCGACGAUAGCUGUGAAUGCUAUGCCCAGCACAAGCGAGAUACAAGUGCAAAAAGAGGGUACUACAUACCCUAUGUCCAGCCCAGGCGAGUAGCCGCUAUUGGAGAUGCAGUCUACUUCACAAUUUCGCGGUCUACUGCCAUUGCCAAGUAUGACUGCGGUAAGAAUCGAUUGUCUGUGAUUGACCCACCACCACCAGAUACAGAGGUGUACGGUGGUUUCAUUACCCUCAUGGUGAUGGAGGACAAUUCACUGGGGCUCGCUGGCGUUAAGGAUUUUAGUCUGCAUCUCUGGUCAAGGAAUGUGAAUGGAGCUGCAAAAUGGGUACAGUGCAUGGUCAUUGACCUGGAGAAAAUCAUGCCCAUGGCCAAACCCCUCAAAGGCAAUGGAGCCAAUGUGGUUGGUUUCGCAGAGGGUCUGGGUGUCAUCUUCGUUAGCACAACGGUUGGCUUAUUCACGAUCGAGCUCAAGUCGGGACUGGUGAAGAAGGUUGAUGCACCUGGGGUCUACUUUUCGGUUUUGCCCUACAUGAGCUUCUACACUCCUGACCGUGGUAGAUUGUUGUCGCUGGCUAGGCUCACUGAACACUGAUGUCUGACAUGCCACUCACCAGCGAAAUGGAUGAAUCCAAUCACUAACCUUAGUUCUGCUGCUGGUGGCUUCUUCAAGUCUUGAAGAUUUACUACUGUCAAAUUCUGCUGCUGGUGGCUUCUUCAACUCUUGAAGAUUUACUACUGUCAAAUCCUUUAUUUUCUGUUGGAGUAGGUAGAGCACGACUGGUGGAGGUCAUUAUGAUGUACUAGGGACGCCGAGUUCUGCAUUUUCUGGUCGUAUGUGGACCCGAAAUUCAUCCAAAUCAACUAGAGCUAGUCCUGAUUUUCAAAGUAAGAAAUGUAGAAGGAAAAUGAACCGAGAGGGAAGACCCAGAGCUACUUAAUGGGUGUCCACUUUGCAAACUGAGGUCAACCGUGGAUGUUUUUGUUGAAUUCAUGCUGAUCCUGUAUGGGUCUAAAGGAUGUAGAAGCAUCAAAAUAUUUGAU